This is a messenger RNA of Calliphora vicina (urban bluebottle blowfly), 1244 nucleotides long. Its product is annotated as angiopoietin-related protein 2-like. Bases 227 to 1138 code for a protein of 303 amino acids. The transcript has 6 exons. Lineage: Eukaryota; Metazoa; Arthropoda; Insecta; Diptera; Calliphoridae. The record is from RefSeq and is a predicted model, not a curated record.
UGACAGCAAUUGCCCUCUUGUUGACGACAAAUUUUCCCAGGUUUUCAACAAUUUCCGUGUGGCCCAAAAAUCUUUAGAUUACUUAACUACCCGUUUAGAUGCCAUCUCAGCUAUUAAUAAAACUACUACACAUCCUGGGGAGACAGAUAACAAGGAUAAUUUGGACAAUCAGCAGAAAAUUUUAAAACAAGAAAUAACUGAAGUAAAAGCAAAGUACUCAACAUUAAUGGAUGAGUUAGAUACUGUAAAGAAAUCAGAAGAAAUUCUUAAGCAAAAAAAUGCUUAUUUAGAAUCAAAGUAUUUGGAAAUUUUAAACAAUUAUGAAAAAACCAUUAAAACAAACGAUGAUAUCAAACUACAAAUCAACACUUUAACAAGACAAGUAUCUCAAAUUCUAGCCAAAGAAGAUGAAAUUGAAAAUUAUGAAAAUAAACUAUUAUUCGAUGUACGUGUUGAUAAACUGCCGGAAUUUAAAAAGCACUGUACCCAAGACCCUGCACCGGUGGACUGUAAAGCAGCUACUAAGUGCUCACAAAAGAGUGGUUAUUACAAAAUAUUUAUACCGGGCAACAAAGCCAAGCAAAUUAUGGUCUUCUGUGAUAUAGAGUCCAAUGGUGGUGAUUGGUUGCACAUUUUGAGACGCCAAGAUGGUUCAGAAAAUUUCACACGUCCCUGGUCCGAUUACUGGAAGGGAUUUGGUAAUGUAAAGGGCGAGUACUGGAUUGGUUUGGAAAAUCUACAUGCUCUCACAAACAAUAAUGGCCGCCAGCAAUUAUACGUGUAUAUAGAGAAUUUCGAUGGACAGUCUAGUUAUGCUCUUUACGACAAUUUUGUUGUAGGAAGUGCCAUCGAAAUGUACGAACUAAAAUCUUUAGGCAAACAUUAUGGUACGGGUCUGGAUGAUAUGUCGUAUAAUGUCGGUUCGAAAUUUAGCACAAUUGAUAAUGAUAACGAUUUUUGGACAACGGGCAGUUGUGCGGUUCAACGUCAAGUCGGUUGGUGGUAUAAUCAUUGUACAUAUGUCCAACCUACCGGACAAUAUCUGCAUGGUGAAUCGUCACGAGAUGGUAUUCUGUGGAGAAGUUUUGGUGGCCUAACAUAUUCACAUAAAAUCAUGUACCUAAUGAUACGAAACUAAAAAAAUAUUAAUUUAAAAUAUUUUCGAUAGCUAUUUGUUAAUAAAAUAGGGUAAAAUUUUUAUAAAAAACAACAAUACUUAGGCGAUAUCAGCGCAAAGGUGAAAA